CGCAACUUCUCCUCUAAGCAUACACAAUUCCAAAAUGAAGAUCAUAAUUGUUGGCGCUGGAAUAGCCGGUCUAUCGCUGGCUAUAGCUCUCGGACAAUCUAAGCACGAUGUCACUAUUCUGGACGCCGCAGCAGCGCUUGAAGAACUGGGAGCUGGUGUCCAGAUGACCCCGCAGGCUGUGAGAUACUUCUUCCAAUGGGGACUGAAGGACGAUGUGAUCUCCCAAUCAUACACACCGAAAGAAAUGAUUAUCAAGGAUUGGAAGGAUGGUAGUAUCCUAACUGCAGUUCCUACGGGGAAGAUGGCUACGGAAUACGGCGCUCCCUACAUUCUGAUUCACAGAGGCAACCUGCUUACAAUUCUCCACCAACACGCCUUGAAAGCUGGCGCCAAGUUGCGACUCAGCAGUCGUGUGGUGAACUAUGUAUUCGAAGAAGGUAUCGUGGAAUUGGAAAACGGUGAGAAGCUGCACGCGGAUCUAGUCAUCGCAGCCGAUGGUAUAAACUCAAUGGCUCGGAAAAGGCUUCUUGGACCAUCCGAUGAAGGCAGCAGACCAACGGGCUGGGCAGCUGUUCGCAUGAUGACGGAGCUCUCCAAACUUAAACAGGAUCCCGAGACGGCACCACUCAUAGACACUACUACACCAAGCUCGUAUCUAUGGAUCGCCCCAAAUGUAUCAUGCAUGAUGUACCAGAUUCGAAAUCACGACAAGCUUAAUAUUGUGCUUUCACAUCGCGAUGACGUAAACAUGUCUGGCUUUACCCUCGAACAGUAUCAAUCGGCUGUGAAUGCCUGGUUCAAAGACUUUGACGCACCUGUUCAAAAAAUGAUUGGCCUCGCGCUCCCCAAGAUGCAAAACUUUCCGGUUUAUGAAGUAUCGCCACCUUCCAGCUGGGCACACAGCUCCGGCAAGUUUGUGCUUAUGGGUGAUGCGACUCAUGCCAUGGCCUUCUACCUCUCCAUGGGUGUUAGUCUUGCUGUGGAGGAUGCUGCAUCUCUAGCUGAAGCCUUGGAUCUCGCUUGUCCAGCAUCGAAAGACACUAGCGAUGGACAGGUUGAUGAGGUCAAGCUGAAGCGUGCGAUUCGCACCUUUGAAACCGUCCGCAAGGCAAGGGCUAGAGUGGUUCAAGAAGCAAGCUUACAUGCAGGAGAUAUGGCGCACAUUGAAGAUCCGCAGAAGCGUAGUCGACUUUAUGAACUGUUACGGACAGAUGGUGCUGAUGAAACUGUUCCAUUUGAGCCAGCAACAAUAACCCAGAGGGAAGGAUAUGGACUUGCGGAUAGAAAGGUGCGAGACUGGUGUUAUAACUAUGACGUUCAAGGAGAGACAAGGAAGGCGUAUGAAUCAUAUUAGAAUUAUGAUCCGGGAUGUGGUAGAGAGACUACAGGAAUGAGCCUUCAUUGUUCUCGCUUCAGGUUUACACCACAAUUAUAACUUGGUAUACGGCCUUGAAAAGUGAAAGCAAAUACCUAAUCCUUUAAACUCCACGCUAAUAUAAAAGAAAAUCUCGCCAAGAACAUAGCCGGCAUGCUCAUGGGUUGGUAGGGCGAGCGUAGCCGGCGUCGGUGUGAAAGUUGUCAUUGGUAGGUUUCAGGCCGUUCCAUACGCGUUUGUACCAUGACUUCUUGGGCUUGUUUUGUCCUGCUAAUAGCCGCGCCAUGAUAUAAUCGUCUGCCGUUUGUGUUGGUCUUGUUUGUGUAGUUGCCGCGGGUUGAGGCUGUGUUUGUGUCGCUGAUUCAAAAGGCACAUAUUGUUUGCCACCAUUCAUGGCUUUCCAGAUGCCGCCGAGUUCGGCGCCGACAUUGGGGCGUUGUUGCGUAGGUGGCUGAUUCGACAUAGUAAGGUGUGAUAUUGUAGAAUGAAUAUGUUUGCUAAUAUUAAGACUAUUCUUGUAUUAUGUAUUAUGCUAGUGUGUGUUCUUGAUCACUCCUUUUCAAUUUCGUUUGCUUAUGGCGGCCUCCCCGCCUGCGCCCCUAACCUUAAAUAGCGAUAAACAGAGCUGUAUCCCCUGCAAGCCCUACAGCCUCUUAGCGCUAGCGAUGCUGCGCCCUCUCGAAUAACGGUUUGUUGUUCGCGGGGCAGACGACUUUUACGAGCUGCCAAUUGCAGACAAUAGUCCAUUGUACUCUUCAUCAUAACUCUUUAGUCGUACACAGAACCCUUGGACCACUUGGAUCUGGCACGGAUCUUCUUGCCAUAUAUGUAAAAGACAAAUGGCACUGGAAGCAGCAAUGCAGAAAAUCCGCCCAUAAUACUCAAGCCUGGGCCGGUGCCAAUGUUAUGGAACAUGGGCCCAACAACCAAAGGGAAGACGGCCGCAAAGACAGAUCGAAGAAAUGUGUUUACAGCCACUGCAGACGCAGCAUAUGCGGUGAAUGUGUCGACCAAAUAAUUAAGACCGGCCUGGAAAAUCGUAAAGAAGCCAGCACCUGUCAGAAUGGUACCGAUAAUAGGUGCUACAGCGUUAUACUUGGGGUCUGCCGUCCAUCCGACGAGAAACUGGCCGACGGGGAAGAUGAUGGCACCAAACAUCAUAGGAGGUAAGCGCUUCUCCGGUACGGCUCGGUUCCCAGCCGCAUGGUAGGCCUUGUUGUACAUUUUCUGGUUGUAAACGUUGACCACGCAGCCUAUUCCAGCACCAACAAACGUGCACAGAAACGGCAGCGUCGACACAACGGGCGACCAGCCGCGAAUCUCGCGGAAAAUAAUAGGAAUGGCGCCCAGCUGCAUAUACAAGAUACCAAAGCAGAAACUGCAGUAGAGCGCGACCAGGAAGCAAAUUGGCGUGGCAAAGAGCUGCAGCGGGCGGACUAGAAACUUGCGCGCAAGCUCCAUGACGCUCACAUCCCAUUCUUCAAAUUUCGCAUGUAGUGCCCAGUUGCCGCUCUCAUGGCGAAGGCGACGGGCCUUGUAGAUGAGGAGCUUGGCCGGGUAUGUCUCGUCAAUGAGGAUGAAAGCCGCGAGAAACGCGACGCCCUGGAGAAUGCCGUCCAAGUAUUGCGUCCAGCGCCAGCCAAGGCCGCUUUCCAUAGCUUGCGACACGGUUGGAC
[Torrubiella] hemipterigena is the source of this 3051-nucleotide messenger RNA. The record is from the annotation of a GenBank genome assembly. NCBI's taxonomy places the organism in Eukaryota, Fungi, Ascomycota, Sordariomycetes, Hypocreales, Clavicipitaceae.